Messenger RNA from Nestor notabilis (Kea), 1108 nucleotides. RefSeq names its product striated muscle-specific serine/threonine-protein kinase-like. The transcript is spliced from 5 exons. NCBI's taxonomy places the organism in Eukaryota, Metazoa, Chordata, Aves, Psittaciformes, Psittacidae. The record is from RefSeq and is a predicted model, not a curated record. The annotation marks the transcript as partial.
AUGAACACGACUCCGACCUCUGUGCUGGCCCUGUCGCAGGCAGAGGAGCGCUCGAGCUGGUCGGGCAGCCAGCAGACAGUGGUGGAGAAGGAGACAGAUGCCAGACUCUGCGCGCAGGGACCCUACCUCCGCCCCGCUGCCUGGCUGAAGCCACAAGGAACCCCAAGGCAAGCAAACACGCCGGCCCCGUGCAGCGCCGAGGUCCGGCACCUGGGUGUGGAGCCACUGGUGCGGGCAUCACGGGCUAAUCUGGUGGGCACAAGCUGGGGGUCAGAGGAUAGCCUUUCAGUGGCCAGCGACCCCUACGGCAGUGCCUUCAGCCUGUACCGAGGACGGGCGCUCUCGCUCCAUGUCAGCAUCCCCCAAGGGGGUUACCGAAGAGAUGACCCCCACAGCGGCUCUGUCUCUCCAAAGCCUGGCGCCGAAGCCCCGUGGUCACCCGCUGCCCCGCCACUGACUGCCAAGCCACCCCUCAUCCGCUCGCCAUCUCCCCCCCUCCCACCCCCCACCAGCGCCACAUCCCAGCCUGCUGCCCGUGGCCCUGGCAUCCCCUCCUCCACACCCGUCACACCCCGCAAGAAGUCCUCGGUGCCAGUCGAAUACCAGGACACUGUCCCUGAGGAGUACGAGGAGAAGAUCAAGAAGCCCAAGUCCUCGGGGUACUCGCAGGGCAGCACACAAGAGUCCCGUCCCCAGACACCCAUGAGCGACACCUCUGGCCGCAUCUCUGUCCGGAAAGCUGCAUCCUUCGACGAGCGCGGAAAGUUUGCCAGCCGCAUCUACGCCAUUGAGCACAAGUUUGCAGAGGAGCUGACCCGCAUCAAGUGGACGGUCUCCAAGCAGCAGCUGCGGCGGUCCCAGGAGCUGUGCAAAGCUGGUGUGGCGCUGGUGGGACCUGAUGGGGAGCCGGACCUGGGAGGGCAGCGUGGGAGGAAAGCCCCAGCGCGGGGCAGGGUGGUGGCCAAGUCCUCUGAUGACUCCUACGUCUCUGCGGGUGAAGACCCCCUGGAAGCCCCCAUCUUUGAGAUCCCCAUUCAGGACAUGGCGGUGGCCGUGGGGGCAGAGGUGCUGCUCAAGUGCAUUGUUACUGCCAACCCCCAGCCAGAAG